CGUCCUCAUACGAAACAAAAGCUCCUCCAGGGACUCCUGCAGUGGAGGCCAGUGUGCGCCCAGAGCAGUGAUGACAGAGAAGGAGAGGUGUCCCAAAGUGGAGCAGUAUGUUGGUGAAAUUAAAGGUGGACUGAGACCUGCCAUGAGAAUCACUGUCAUAGGGAUGGUACCUUCCAAUCCCAAGAGCUUUUCAGUGACUCUGCUCUGUGAUCCAGUGGAUGCAAACAAAGAUGUCGGGAUGCUAUUUACAGUUAACUUUAGUGACAAAUCCAUCACCCGAAAUGCACGAAUUGCUGGGAAGUGGGGGAUAGAAGAGAAGAAUAUUCCCUACUUCCCAUUCACAGCAGGGGACACAUUUAAGAUGGAGUUCUUAUGUGAACACCAGCAAAUACGGGUCUUGCUUGAUGGACGGCAGCUCUGUGACUUCACUCACCGCAUUCAGCCCUUGAACUUGGUGAAGGCUUUGCAGAUCACAGGGGAUGUCAAACUUACCAAAGUGGCUUGAAUAAACAGCGACCACAAUAUCAGCAUGGGACAGAGAAAAAUGUACAUUCCCCUAUCAACCUCCUGGUUGAUUCUGGGGAACUGGGACUGUGUCUUCUUCAUUUGCUGAUAUGUUUGAAAUACACAUUUUUUUUUCUAAUACAUGCUCAAAAAUUGCAGAUAUGGCUGGUCCAGAUAGAUCAGAGGUCCUCUGCUGAGAUACCGUGUCAGUCUCCCAAACUGCAAGAUUUAUGAUGCUAUGCAGUAUCCUGUAUCUUCAUGGUUCCAUCAUGCCCCAGACAUGGAGUUCAAUCCUUUGUUGUGGUCUGGCUGUUACCCCUGUGACUAGAACUGGGCAGUGUGCAGGUAGUGAGAAUGAGAAAAGGGAAUGGGAAUAUUUCCUUGUGAGUGAACAAGGGAGUCUGGAGGGCCCCAAUGAGUCUCACAUUAUCAGGAGAGAACUGCUUGUCCGGGAAGCUCUACUCAAUCAGCACUAGCUAUAUGUGCUUUCCAGUAUGGAGCAAUAAAUGUCUUACCACCAUCCCUGUCUCUUGCAGGUAGAGUUCUCAGGGACUGAAAAGUUUCAACAGUUGUAGAUUUCACAGUCUUCUCUGAACCAGCCCUCUGAAAUUUUACCUGUAGCUGAAACUGUGUUGCCCAUUUUUGCAUCUGAUUAAAACUGCAUCUUUACUGGCAAAUUUCUUCAGCAGCUUUGUUAAAUAUUUGAAUGCAAAUGAGUGUUAUGCUGAGACUUCAUUGCUGUAGAUUUAUAAAAGAGUCCCAGAUGUGUGGCUGUUGUAAUACCAUCGCUGCUGGCUUUGGCUCUGCUUUGAUUGCUUGGUAAUAACACAGGAAGAAGUGAAAAGUCUCUUGAUAAGAGAUUUUUUUUUUUUUUAAAUACAUAACUCAGAAGGCAAAAAGUCUGUAAAGAGAUGGUUCUGUGGAUAGAGGGCUAUCAAAUUUCUCUGUGACUUUAUGGAAGAUAUAUAGCAUGCUGCCUUCAAAGUGGUUUUGGAGACUGCAGAGUCUGUCAGAUACAGGUACUCAGACAACAGAGGAAUUUUGUAAAAAUAGAAAAUUAGCAGGCUGAUCAGGUGUUUUAGUCAUCUCGUACAUUCCAUUCUACU
Oxyura jamaicensis (ruddy duck) is the source of this 1610-nucleotide messenger RNA. RefSeq names its product galectin-related protein A-like. NCBI's taxonomy places the organism in Eukaryota, Metazoa, Chordata, Aves, Anseriformes, Anatidae. The record is from RefSeq and is a predicted model, not a curated record. Gene Ontology annotation, molecular function: carbohydrate binding. The transcript is spliced from 4 exons. The coding region runs from base 71 to 505 and encodes 144 amino acids.